Colletotrichum graminicola M1.001 is the source of this 549-nucleotide messenger RNA. RefSeq names its product thermoresistant glucokinase family carbohydrate kinase. Gene Ontology annotation, cellular component: cytoplasm. The record is from RefSeq and is a predicted model, not a curated record. The transcript has 2 exons. Bases 1 to 549 code for a protein of 182 amino acids. NCBI's taxonomy places the organism in Eukaryota, Fungi, Ascomycota, Sordariomycetes, Glomerellales, Glomerellaceae. Gene Ontology annotation, molecular function: gluconokinase activity.
AUGUCGCGCCCGAAACAGCACAUAGUCUUCCUGACGGGGCCAACGGGGUCCGGCAAGACCACCAUAGCAAAGUAUCUCACAGAAUCCCUCCACAUGAACUUCAUCGAGGGCGACGAUUACCACCCCAAAGAAAACGUGGAAAAGAUGCACAGGGGCGAGGCCCUCACCGACGACGACCGCUGGGGCUGGCUCGACAGCCUCCGCGACGAGGCCCUCCGCGAGCUGGAGAGCGACGGCCUGCGCGGUGUCGUCGUGGCCUGCUCCGCGCUGAAGCGGGCCUACCGCGACGUCCUGCGCGGCGCCUCCCAUCCGGAGAAGGACAUCUUUGUCAACUUCGUGACCCUCCACGCCCCCGAGGAUGUGCUGUUCGAGCGCGUCAAGAAUAGGCACGGCCACUUUGCCGGCGCCAAUCUCGUGCACAGCCAGUUCCAGAGCCUGGACCCGCCACAGGAGGACGAGGCCGACGUCGUUGGUAUCGACGUGCAGCCGCCGAUGGAGGAGGUGGAGAGGGACGCGCUGGAGAGGCUGGAGGAACUGCUGAGCAGGUGA